Messenger RNA from Papaver somniferum (opium poppy), 1687 nucleotides. RefSeq names its product putative B3 domain-containing protein Os04g0347400. Gene Ontology annotation, molecular function: DNA binding. The record is from RefSeq and is a predicted model, not a curated record. The coding region runs from base 361 to 1371 and encodes 336 amino acids. The transcript is spliced from 4 exons. NCBI's taxonomy places the organism in Eukaryota, Viridiplantae, Streptophyta, Magnoliopsida, Ranunculales, Papaveraceae.
CUUAAAAUUAAUGGCGAGGGAAGGAGAGAGACGCACGUUUUUGCGUACCAACUCUGAAAAUAUCAAAAUUUGGGAUUAGAAUUGAAUUCGAAAGGGGAGUUAGAAACUACAUACAGAGAUACGAAAUGAAUAUGAAAGAGAAAAAUACAGAGACAAGAACCAAUCAGAGUCUUAGUUUUACACAUUGGGUUGUUGGAUGCUCUAAUGUUCCUCUGUUUCCACUCUAUAAACCCUCUGUAUGUUUGGUCUUAUCAGUAAUUUGGGGAUUCAAAAUUUAGGGUUUCAUUUGCUACCAGAGGAGAAAAGAGAUACAAAGGAAUAAAGUGUGAAACGAAAGGGUUUUUUUGGUUGUUGAUUGAAAUGAGGAAAUUUGUUGAUCCAGACAGAAAACACCAUUUCUUCAAGGUCUUACUUGAAGGUGAUCUAACCAGAAUGCGAAUUCCUGAAGCAUUCUAUCCCAGAAUAUCCAAAGAUUCUCAGUCAUGUGAACGAGCAGUUCUUUGGGGUCCUAGUGGAACACAUUGGGUUGCUAAAGUGAAGAAAAGUCAGGAUGGCAUCUACCUCGAUAAAGGCUGGGAAGUAUUUGUCCAAGUAAAUGGCAUACAAAAGUACGAUUUCUUAGUUUUCCGGUAUGAAGGUAGCAUGCAGUUUUCUAUCAAGGUUUUCAAUAUGCAUGGGGUUCCAAGGGAAGAAUGUUUCACUCCUGAUCGUUCUUCUCCGUUGGUGGAGGAGAGAAUUAGGCAUGGAAGGUCAUUUGACUGUCCACCAGUUGGAAGGCCAAGUACAAAUCUGAGAUCAAGAAAGAGACGCUGUGUUGAACUGCAGGAACGAGUACAACAAGACAGGGAUGAAUCAGAUGAAGACAAAUCCGAUGAAAAAGAUAAGUCAGAUGAAGAUGAAUGGGAUGAAGACGAAUCGGAUGAAGGUGAAUCAGAUGAAGAUGAAUCAGAUGAGGAUGAAUCAGAUGAAGAUGGGUUGGAUGAAGAAGAUGAGGAUUGUGUUGCACGUACAAACGGAAGAAAGUGCGGAUUAUCAUCCAGGUCCCGUUCUGCUUUCUUCAGAAUUUUAAUGCGACCAGCUUAUUUGAAGCAUAAUUAUGUGCCAAUCCCACGGGGCAUCAGAAGAGCGUACUUCCUGGAUGACGUGAAAAAAGUUAUAAUUAUGCCUUCUGAUGCUUCUUAUGAUCGAGAGUGGAGGAUUAGAAUUCUUCACACAAAGACAGACAUGAGGUUAAGCAAAGGUGUUCCUGACUUCAUAAAGAAGAAAAAUGGUUUGAACUUGAAGGCAGGAGAUGUGUGCCACUUUGAAAUCGUUGAGAAGAGAUCUUACAAGCUUGUGUUACGAGUUCAGGUUUUUCGCAACUGUGCUUGAUUUGGAUGAAGGAGGGUGUUAGAGAAUAUAGAUGUCUUUACUUGAACCUAUUUCCUGCUUUCGGUUUAACUGUUAGUUUCAGUUGGUUAUGUCUUCAGCUGACAUACCAUGACUAUUUUGUUAAGUUAAGCUUGUUUCGCUGCACUUAGUUUCGAUUUGAGCACUUGUAGGUGUGAUUUUUUGGUGUGUUCUGUUCAUUAGCUCAGAAAAGAACAAUGGUAAAUAGAUCGCACAACUUGUAAUUGGCAAUUGCGUCAUAUGUAGGUGUGGAAAAGCUGCACAUGACAUUUGUGUUUAAAUUUUGCGAAACUUCGGA